AAGUUCCGAGAGUGACGCCCCUUGACUGCACGUGGACUUUGUUGAUAUGUCGAGAAAUUAAUACUAUGUAUUUCCAAAAGUGACGCAUCAAACUUGAUUAUUUUAUUAUCAGCCGAACGUACAUUAAUGUUAGUAAGACUUGCAUAUUGCAUGUGGGAUAUGCGCUUUCAGCAGAAACGAUGGGAAUGGUUGCAGGUCGCUUAUUCGUUCUGUUUAUUUUGACUGGAUGUUUACAUGUGUCAUUGGCCACGCUAUCCAAAAGUGAUAAGUCAAAGAAGAACAAAGAUGGCAAAAAGAGUAAAGUGAAGAGCGUGUUUGAGAGAGGCUUGGUGAAAGAAGACACUACCAUUAAGGAGAUCAUCAAGGAUCAUGCUCUGUAUAGUCAGUCCCACGUGGAGAACAAGGCAUUUGAAGGAGAAACACUAGCUUAUGUAACACCAUGGAACAACCAUGGUUAUGAUGUAGGGAAGAUAUUCGGCAGCAAGUUCUCCUAUGUGUCCCCAGUAUGGCUGCAGAUCAAACGAAAACCAGGGGGUGCGUUCUUCAUGCAGGGCAGCCAAGACGUUGAUAAAGGAUGGGUGACUGAUGUGAUUAAAGGAAGAGACACAAAAAUGGUGUGCCAUGUGUUGUUUGAUGGGUGGAGCUACAAUGACUACCAGACAGUGUUUGGUAGUGAGGAUCUGAUAGAGGAUUGCAUCAACACUAUGCUCAAGUUCAUAAAGAAACAAGGAAUGUCUGGUGUUGUGGUGGAAAUUUGGUCUCAACUUGGAGGUCAUAUGAGAGAAGAACUGGUGCACUUCCUCACUCACAUGGGAGAGAUGUUCCGGGCAGAGAACAAGCUCUUCAUCCUCGUCAUCCCUCCACCCAUGUAUGGAAAAGACAGGCAAGGUCUGAUCUCCAGGAAGGAGUUUGAAGCUCUGGCUCCAUUCGUUGAUCGGUUCAGUCUCAUGACCUAUGACUUCUCCAACCCUCAAAGACCAGGUCCUAACAGUCCACUUGUAUGGAUGAAAGCGUGUGUGGAGAUGUUAUCUCCCCCUGAUUCAGCCCAGUAUAGAGACAAGAUACUACUGGGACUCAACUUCUAUGGCAAUCACUAUGGCCCAGGAGUUGGGGAACCAGUUUUAGGAAACAAAUAUAUUGAAAUUCUUAAAACCAAGCCAAAGAUUUCAUGGAGAGAAGAUAUUGCAGAGCACAUAGUUGAAUUCAGCAGCAGCACCGGACAGCAUGUGGUGUUCUUCCCUACACUGCACUCAAUCCAGAUGAGGCUGGACCUUGCCAAACAGCUGGGGACUGGUAUCUCCAUAUGGGAGGUGGGGCAAGGACUGGACUUCUUCUAUGACUUGUUGUGAUGGGUGAGGCUCAGCUUUACACGGAGAUGGACACCGUGAUCUUGCUGUGGGAAGUGGGGCAAGGACUGGACUUCUAUGACUUGUUGUGAGGGGUGAGGCUCAGCUUUACACGGAGAUGGACACCGUGAUCUUGCUGUGGGAAGUGGGGCAAGGACUGGACUUCUAUGACUUGUUGUGAGGGGUGAGGCUCAGCUUUACACGGAGAUGGACACUGGGAUCUUGCUGUGGGUAGGAUGACAAGGACUGAACAUCUAUGACUUGUUGUGAGGGGUGAGGCUCAACUUUGACACUGAUAAACACCAGGAUCUUGUUGUGGGUAGUGUGACAAGGACUGGACUUCUAUG
This is a messenger RNA of Haliotis rubra (blacklip abalone), 1693 nucleotides long. Its product is annotated as chitinase domain-containing protein 1-like. Gene Ontology annotation, molecular function: oligosaccharide binding; chitin binding. Bases 180 to 1349 code for a protein of 389 amino acids. The record is from RefSeq and is a predicted model, not a curated record. The transcript has 12 exons. NCBI's taxonomy places the organism in Eukaryota, Metazoa, Mollusca, Gastropoda, Lepetellida, Haliotidae. Gene Ontology annotation, biological process: carbohydrate metabolic process. Gene Ontology annotation, cellular component: extracellular region.